GAUUGCCUUAACCAAUAGCUAAAUAGUAUUUACUGAAUCAAUUGCGAAUCACUAUUCCUUGCAAUAGUCUCAUUUUUGUUUCCUUAAUUUAUAAUAGUGAAAGAAAUGUAUUAAUUUAGUUCAACUAAUAUCAAUUGGUUGUUUAAAAAGUAAAAUUACAAUCAAAUAUGUUUAGGGUUAGUCUACGGGCCUUUCUUUGUUCUGAACUUCCCUUUCACUUACGUGUAUCUUACUCGACGAUUGGAAUUAUUUGUUGGCCUUCAUAGCCCACAUGAAUCACACAUGAUGCUUUUUUUAGGAUAUUUAAGAAAGAAAAAAAAAAAAAAAAACUUAAAUAGGUCGAAACCUGUAACAAAUCUUGACUCACCACCGCCGCUUGUACUCACAAAUGAUGGAUGCUCCUCUGAACCAGUCAUGGAUAUUAUCGGCCAUGGCAUGGCUAGCAGGUGCAGGUCUUCUUUUCCUCGCAAAACUUUUCAUCUCCCAUCAUCACUCAUCACUAAAACUUCCACCCGGUCCAAAACCUUGGCCAAUAAUUGGCAAUCUCAACCUAAUCGGUCCUCUUCCUCACCGAUCUCUUCACAAAUUAGCACAGCAAUAUGGUCAUAUUAUGCAACUCAGGUUUGGUUCCUUCCCAGUUGUAGUUGCCUCCUCUGCAGAAAUGGCAAAGCAAAUCUUAAAGACAAAUGAUGAAAUCUUUGCUUCUAGACCCAAGUUUGCUGCUGGUAAAUACACUGCAUAUAACUACUCUAACGUCUUAUGGGCGCCUUAUGGAGAAUACUGGCGACAAGGUCGUAAACUAUACCUAAAUGAGCUAUUCAACUCGAAAAGACUCCAGUCCUAUGAGUAUAUUCGUGUGGAAGAAAUGCAUAAUUUUCUCUCAGGCGUUCAUUCUCUUUCUUGCUCUGGCAAAGCUGUUCUGCUUAAAGACCAUCUUUCUCACUAUACUCUUUCUAUUCUCAGUAGAAUCGUAUUAGGGAAAAAGUACUCCAGUGCUGAGUCAGAGUCUCAGACUAAUAUAGUAACACCUGAAGAAUUUCAAGAAAUGCUAGACGAGUUGUUCUCGCUUAAUGGGGUGUUUCAUAUUGGUGAUUGGAUACCAUGGCUAGAUUUCCUGGAUUUGCAGGGGUACGUCAAGCGAAUGAAGGCUUUGAAGAUCAAAUUCGAUCGGUUUCAUGAUCACGUGAUUAGUGAACACAGAAUAAAGAGAAAAGGAGCACUGCUGGAAGAUUCUGCGCCAAAAAACAUAGUGGAUCACAUGUUGCAGCUUGCUGAUAAUCCCGAUCUUGACAUUAAGCUAAAUACUGACAGUGUCAAGGGAUUUUCUCAGGAAAUUAUUGGUGGAGGAAAAGACACAGCUGCUGCUGCUGUGGAGUGGGCAAUGUCUGAAUUGAUGAAACACCCCAAUUUGGUGAAAAAGGCAACAGAUGAGCUGGACAGAGUUGUAGGAAAGCAGAGAUGGGUGGAAGAGAAAGACAUCCCAAACCUUCCGUACAUAGAUGCAAUAAUGAAAGAAACAAUGAGAAAGCAUCCAGUGGGUACUAUGCUAGCACCCCGUUUGGCAACUAAAGACUGCAAGGUAGGUGGGUAUGACAUACUCAAAGGAAGUAGAGUGGUCAUUAACACGUGGAGUAUGGGGAGAGAUCCCUCAAUUUGGGAUGAGCCAGAAGAGUUCAGACCAGAAAGAUUUUUGGAUAAGACAAUCGACGUGAAGGGACAAAGUUUCGAGCUAUUGCCAUUUGGUUCUGGUAGAAGAAUGUGUCCUGGUUAUAGCCUCGGUCUUAAAAUGAUUAGAUCAUGCUUGGCUAAUUUGUUGCAUGGGUUUAAUUGGAAAUUGCCUGAUAAUAUGAAACCUGAAGAUUUAAGCAUGGACGAAGUUUAUGGGUUAGCAACCCUAAGAAAAUCCCCCCUUGUUGCAGUCGCAGAGCCUCGACUCCCACUUCAUCUCUAUUAGUAUUUCCUCUACGAUUUUAUUAAUAAAGGAGAGAAAAACAAAAACCCAAAAGCAUGAAUUAAUUUGCGUCUGAAAUUUAA
Ricinus communis (castor bean) is the source of this 2034-nucleotide messenger RNA. Its product is annotated as trimethyltridecatetraene synthase. The record is from RefSeq and is a predicted model, not a curated record. The coding region runs from base 389 to 1954 and encodes 521 amino acids. Lineage: Eukaryota; Viridiplantae; Streptophyta; Magnoliopsida; Malpighiales; Euphorbiaceae. The transcript has 2 exons. Gene Ontology annotation, molecular function: iron ion binding; heme binding; monooxygenase activity.